AUGACCAACGAAGCAGAAGCUUCUAAACCUGCCUACCAUUCUGCCCUCUCCCUCAAUAUCAAACAACAUCUUCCCCUUAUUCUAAGCAUGGACAACAACUACUACUCCUCCUGGGCCGAGCUCUUUAAAAUCACCGCCCGUGCCAAUCAAGUGCUUCAUCACAUCAUACCUCCUGCCGACAAACCCGCCAUUAAAGACACUGAACUAUGGGGACGUCUUGAUGCCGUCGUCCUUCAAUGGAUAUAUGGGACUAUCCACGAGGAUCUCCUCCUCACUAUACUCGAACCAGACUCCACGGCCCAACAAGCGUGGGAACGUCUGCGUGACAUAUUCCAGGAUAACAAACAUUCGCGUGCUGUGUACCUAGAAAAUCAAUUCUCCAACACCCACCUUGAAAAUUUCAAAGAUAUUUCAGCCUACUGUCAACGGUUGAAGAUGCUCUCGGACCAGCUCGCCGGCGUCGGGUCUCCGGUGUCCGACCAACGCCUGGUACUGCAACUUGUCGCUGGCCUCACCGAUGCAUAUGACAACGUUGCAUCGCUUAUCCAACAACGGGAUCCUCUGCCGCCCUUCUACACCGCCCGCUCCAUGCUCACACUCGAAGAAUCCCGUAAGUCACAGCAGCUUGGUUCCUCCUCUAAUGCUCUUCUAGCCUCCACCGACUCCCUCCUUGGCGAGUCCCAUGAUGAUUCAGCGGCAAAAUCGUCUCCUCCACCGCGGCACAGCCAACCGCCGCCUUCCCGCGGUCGUGGCCGUGGUGGCCGUAGCGGCCGGCACACUGGCGCACGGGGUCGAGGUCGCGGCCGCGCCCAGCCACAGCACUCGGGUUUCUCUCACCCGCCUCGGUAUGGGCCUCCUCCUCCAUAUUAUUACGGACCCCACUAUCCUUCUUACGGCACUGCUUACGGGACCCCUCCACCCUACGGGUACCCCCCGCCCUGGAGUCCCGGCCCCUGCCCGUAUCCCACAGCCUCUCCCAGGGCCAGCCCGCGGCCACCUGCCACGCCUGGUCUCCUUGGGCCGCGACCUGUUCAAGCGUAUGCCGCCUCUGUGGAGCCCAGCCCCGCCUUAUGA
This is a messenger RNA of Beta vulgaris subsp. vulgaris (sugar beet), 1074 nucleotides long. Its product is annotated as cytokinesis protein sepA-like. The transcript has a single exon. Bases 1 to 1074 code for a protein of 357 amino acids. Lineage: Eukaryota; Viridiplantae; Streptophyta; Magnoliopsida; Caryophyllales; Amaranthaceae. The record is from RefSeq and is a predicted model, not a curated record.